This is a messenger RNA of Chrysoperla carnea, 1520 nucleotides long. RefSeq lists its product as uncharacterized. The coding region runs from base 22 to 1479 and encodes 485 amino acids. The transcript is spliced from 2 exons. NCBI's taxonomy places the organism in Eukaryota, Metazoa, Arthropoda, Insecta, Neuroptera, Chrysopidae. The record is from RefSeq and is a predicted model, not a curated record.
UGUUAAAAAAUUACAGAAAAAAUGUGUAAAUUUCUGUGUAAAAAAAAUAAUUUAUUAAAUAUUUCAUGUGAAAUAAUUAUUGGAUUUAUAUGGAUGUUAUCCGUAUUUAUGGUGGAGAGUUCUGGUAUUGUUAUAAAGCCAGGUGUACUAUGUGAUUCAAUGGCAUGUAAAUGUGGAUAUGAUUUAAUUAUAUGUGAAUGUGUUCAACAAAUUCAGCGUAUCGUGAUAAAACCAAACGAAAUUCGGCCGGGUGCAAGUAAUUUAACAAUAAUUAAUUGUGAUACCAUACAAAUUCAAAGUGGUGCCAUAAACAAGAUUGGAAGUUUACGAACAGUAAACAUUCACAAUGUAAAACGUUUAGAAUUACAAGAGAAAUCCUUUCAAUGGGCUGGUGAUGGUAUGCCACCAUUAACCGGUUACAACAUGGACUUUCCACGAUUAUCAAUCCAUAUCUCCAACACAAAUAUACCAGAUGUAAGUCGUUAUGCAUUUAAUGGUAAUAUACGUAAAAUAUCAAUGGAUAAUGUCUACAUUGGAAAAAUUCAACAUUUCGCAUUCUCCAGUUUAAAUGGAAUGGAAAAAUUAGAAUUUAAAAAUUCAGUAGUAAAUAAUAUUCAAGUACAAGGCUUUAAAAAAUUUACAACGAAUUCGAUAAUGAUCGAAAAUACAACAUUUAAUAGUGAUUUAGUUAGUCGAACAUUUUCGGACAUAGAAGUGCGCGUAUUAUUUCGUAUUUCACAAAGUCAUCUUAAAACAAUUAAACCAAGUGCGUUCAUUUUAAAUAAACCAUUAAAAGUUGAAGUGACCGAUUCACAUUUUAAUCAAUUAGAUGGUGAAUCUUUUAAAAUAAAUGUAUUAGGUGAAGCAACAUUUCGAGAUAAUUCAUUCGGUAGUUUACAAUCUGGUGCAUUUAUUGGCAUCACCGCUGAACGUACUCCAAAGUUAGAUUUUAUAUUCGCAAAUAACUACAUCAACGAAUUACAAGAUCGUGCAUUAGAAAUUAAUACCACCGGUUUUGAUGUGAAAUUUUAUACGAUUAAUCUAAAUAUAACAUGUUCAUGUGAAAACAUUGUAAAAUGGACGUCAAUGUUAUAUAAUAGUGAUACAAAUGUGUUACAUUGUUUAAAUGAUAAUAAAAAUUGGAAUUUUGAAAUGAUAAAUGCACAACAUUAUUCAGCGAAACAUUGUGGAUCAACACGAACAUUUAAAACAUUUGUUUAUGUUACAACAGCGUUAAUUAUUAGUAUUGUGAUUUUAGUAAUUGUGUAUUUUUAUUUACGUAGUCGUUAUCAACGUACACAUAAAAAACAAUGGAUUAAUAAUGCUUCGCCAUUAGCACAACGUAAAAAUUUUAAUAAUAAAAAUAAUACUUUGAAAUGUAUUAAUGGAAAGUUACCAAUGGUUGUACCCGAUGGUAGAACUUAUCGUGAAACAGUUGUUGUUGUUGAAAGUGCUGAUCUUUUAACAACUGAUUUGUAGUCAAUUGUAUAAAAAUUUAUGUAAAAUAUAAAUAAACAAUG